CCCAGCAGAAUUUCUUACGAUCUCCUUGAUGUGGUCACACUCCUUGGGUCACUGCUGUGGAGCAGUGCUUCUCCAGCUUUGGCUGUGUUGGAAGCCCAAGAGGGCUCAUUAAGGCAAAUUGAGUCCCACCGCAGGGUUUCUCAUUCACUAGGUCUGGAGUGGGCACCAGAAUGCGCAUUUCUAACAUUUCCAACUGACACUGAGGCUGCCAGUCUGGAGUGGUACUAUGGGAACUUCUGCUGCAUGGUAUUUUAUUAUAUCAUCAGAAAAGCCCUUACUGAGGAAAAACGUGUCUCAACGAAAACAUCAGCCGCAGAUCUUGUGACAGAAACGGAUCACCUUGUGGAAGAUUUAAUUAUUUCUGAGUUGCGAGAAAGGUUUCCUUCACACAGGUUCAUUGCCGAAGAGGCCGCGGCUUCUGGGGCCAAGUGUGUGCUCACCCACAACCCGACCUGGAUCAUCGACCCCAUCGACGGUACCUGCAAUUUUGUGCACAGAUUCCCGACUGUGGCGGUUAGCAUUGGAUUUGCUGUUCGACAAGAGCUGGAAUUCGGAGUGAUUUACCACUGCACGGAGGAGCGGUUGUACACGGGCCGGCGGGGCCGGGGCGCCUUCUGCAACGGCCAGCGGCUCCGGGUCUCCGGGGAGACAGAUCUCUCAAAGGCCUUGGUUCUGACCGAAAUCGGCCCCAAGCGUGACCCUGCGACCCUGAAACUGUUCCUGAGUAACAUGGAGCGGCUGCUGCACGCCAAGGCACAUGGGGUCCGAGUGAUUGGAAGCUCCACAUUGGCACUCUGCCACCUGGCCUCGGGAGCCGCGGAUGCCUAUUACCAGUUCGGUCUGCACUGCUGGGACCUGGCGGCUGCCACAGUCAUCAUCAGGGAAGCAGGCGGCAUCGUGAUAGACACUUCGGGUGGACCCCUCGACCUCAUGGCUUGCAGAGUGGUUGCUGCCAGCACCCGGGAGAUGGCGAUGCUCAUAGCUCAGGCCUUACAGACGAUUAACUAUGGGCGGGAUGAUGAGAAGUGACCGUGGCUGAGGCAAAGCUGCUCUCCAGGCCUUCCUGGGCUGCUGUGGGCUCCUGGGGAGGUGGCCCUCCUGGCCCACGCUCCAUGCCAGUGGCUCACACUCUGCUCCUGGCUACCCUAGAGGGAGCUGUCACGCUAGUGAGUGGCUGGCCUUUUAAAUCCACGUCUCUCUCACCAGGAUUUGGUGGUUAGCUGUUUCUCUCUUUAAUCUCACGUAGCCUUUUUCAGGUUAGUACGUGUUCCUCUGUCAGGGCCAAAACCCAGAUCUCCUGUGAAAUACGUAUUGAUAAUCCAAUCUUGAUUUUUUUCCCCCCAGAAUAUAAAUCUCAGGUAAUAAGGCUUUAGAACUGCUGAUAAAGCGGAUCGUUCUCAGGCCCUCCCCCCAGGGUACUUCAGAAUGCAAUAAAUCAAAAUAAUGGCGCUA
Molecule: messenger RNA, 1452 nt
Organism: Macaca mulatta (Rhesus monkey)
Lineage: Eukaryota; Metazoa; Chordata; Mammalia; Primates; Cercopithecidae
Source: RefSeq, a predicted model, not a curated record